Messenger RNA from Pseudonaja textilis, 4305 nucleotides. It is a transcript of the gene PRMT2IP, whose product is annotated as PRMT2 interacting protein. Lineage: Eukaryota; Metazoa; Chordata; Lepidosauria; Squamata; Elapidae. The record is from RefSeq and is a predicted model, not a curated record.
AGAAAGAAAGAAAGAAAGAAAGAAAGAAAGAAAUUUACUUCUCCAGGCUGUGCUCAAUGCCAAGCCUCUGGAUUGCAAAAAGCACUCUAACAACCCGAGCGAUCGCUCCGUUUCCUAGCCCAGCCCGUCGGCCAGAAAGCACCUCCCAAUGGCGGAGAAGCGAACCCUUGAAUCCGUGAGCACCAUGAGUUACAGCAAGCUUCCUCGACUGGAGGGGGAGCCAACCCACAUCCUCCCGGUGGGUUUGUGCCGGUCGAGUAGGCUGCCGGACCUCCCCUCAGAAGACCACUACAGUUACAAAGGCUCCUAUUUUACUUUCCCGUUCCCAUCUCAUGAAGCGCCUAAAACUUUAACUCACUGGUCAGCGGCUGAGAACUACAACCAUUGCCCGGCUGGCGCGCCUGACCGCUCUCCGAGGACAGAGAAAACAACCUGCCAGUCUGAAAUGGAAAGUUUGAAAGCUCGGCGGAGACUUGCGGCCUCUCAGAAGGUCAAUGAAUGUACCGCCCGCGAACAGUGGGCCAGCUACGUGGGUCAUGCGGGCGUCAUCCAGCAAGGUUGGCUGCAGGGAUACCCAACCCAACAGCUCCCUCCAGCUCCUGCAGCUUGUUCCACCUUGGCGGCCCCCAAACCGGUUUACCAAAGCCACGCAUACGGGGCGGAAUCGGGCUACGCUCCCAAAAGGGCUUUGGCCUUCCGAAUGCAGGUGGAGAACUACUCAAAACGUUUGGAAUGGUCUUCCCCGUCCUCUGUUUUGCCCACGGGUGCCGAGAGUCGGGGUUACGGCACAGCCGGGUCCAAGAAGACCUCGGUGGCCGAGAACAGCGUGGUGCAGUUCCAACACGGAUCCAAAGAGGGCGCUGUCCACUCGUCUGGCUUCAUGCCUUACCAUAAGGCGUUGGAGAAAUGCCAGGGGGCACAGAAUGGCUCUUCCAGCUACGCCUCUGUCAGCCAUAAAAGCAACUCCGAGUCCCCAGCAGGUAGCAAUUCGAGAAAACACAUGUGGUCCAGGCUACCGCCGUCACCUCUUCCUCCUCCUCCUCCUCCUUCCAGCUUGCUGCUGAAUUCCCAGGAUCUGGCAUACCAAGAGCGAUCACCUUCAUGCUACCCUCUAGGAUCGUAUCCUCUCACUUCUCACGAACAGAUGUUGUUGUAUCAUCAGAGCUACGUGCAAGCCGAAAAAACAAACUCGGUCUUUGCUUUGGCGGCCUGUAAAGGUUUUGGGUCUCCUCCGGGCCAUGAAGAUGGUCAGGUGUUCCCCAGGUCAUAUUUUCAACAAACCUCUCACAGCUAUUAUCCCGGGCAUCUGGAGAGCUACCUUUACCAGGCCAUGGGCCCACCUCCGUUGACCCCCUCUGAAGAGCUUCACCCUUCAAGGGAACACGAGCAUUCACACAAUGCGACGGCCAAGGGGGACUUCUCCCCCAAGACUCCUGUUCCUGCCUGUGCUGUGCCUGAAAAGCCUGCUUCAGCUUGUAGUCCUUGGCGCAGCCAAGGUGGCCUUCCAGACUGGUGUGAGAGUAGACGUGUUGCAAGAGAAGCCAACGCAAACUCUUCCACUCUGCAAGCUUUCCCUUCCAUUCAUCAAGUAGACCGGCUGUCUCAUUGUUACAACAGGGUUGAAAAGAUGGAGGAAAGUGGUUGCAAGAAGGAUCUUUGCCCACCAGAAAAGGUGACUGAGAAGGAGGAGGAAUCUUCUGAGACGCACAAAAACUUGUCCUUAACUUAUGAAUCUAGGAAGAGAAGCAUCGACACACACAAUAAUGAACCGGGAGGUUGCAUAAUUGUUCCUGAUAGCCCGGUUAUCUCCCACAAUCCCUACUCCAAACCAGUCCUGCCCAAAAAUGUUCUGAAGGCUCCUAACAUCCAAUCUACAUCUCAUGGACAAUGGUCCCCAGAGGAUCAGCUGGAGGGACUCCACAAACGGCGUGAAGGUUCCUCAAUGUCUUCCCCUCCCAUGCCUGUUAUCAACAACGUCUUCAGUUUAGCUCCAUACCGAGCCUACUUAGAAGGUUCUGCUGAUUUGGUGGAACUGGACACCACUAAACAUUGUCAGGCCGAGGAGUUGCCUCCCAAAAGUGGAGGCAAGAAUGUGGACAACGAAUGUGCGCCUUGGGCAGGCUCUCAAAGAACAACCAAAGAAUCGAGGCUGAAUCUGCCUAGGGAGGAAGGAACCACUCACAAUACAAGAAUGAAAAGUGGAGAUGCUGGCUUGAAUAAAGAUAGUCUCCCAAUAGGACAAGGGGGUGGAGAUUAUGCUGGCUCUUGGGAAAGCUACAAGGUCCCACUUCUGAAUCCAACCGAUCUUGUAUCUUGCCAACCAUUCCCUGACAAUCUUUCCAAUGGUAGAGUUGAGAAGCUUGCUCAAGAAGACCGUGUCUUGGAUCUCAGCUUUAAAACGGAAGACUUGGCAGAGAGAUCUGAUCUUCUGCAACCUUGCAAGAAAGCUAAGGCUCCAGAUGUUGGAGGUCCAAAGAUCCAAGGUGAAGAAGUCCAGGAGAAAGCAGCCAACAGCCAGGGUUCUGUCUCCCAGGCGAAUGGAGAGACCUUGGUGCUGCCCAUCAACGGUGAUGCUAGAGGUAACCGACAUUUCCACAGCUCCGCGGCAUUUCUAUUCAAGAAAUUCAAAGUCCUAAAAGCACAUGCAGCAGAAGCGGCCUCUGGGGUCAAGGAUGCCUCUCUCCCAAAAGGUACUGACUCACAAGUAACUCAGCCAAACAGCCCCUUGCUUGGUCUCAGCCUUCCCCAGACUGCGACGCCAUCCGAAACUCUGAUCUUGCAAAUCAAGUGCUUGAAUGCUACACUGCCCGAUGCGUCUACGCUCUUGCUUCCUAGUGGCCCUCCUGGAUCUCCUGCCCUUCGAGAGACCCAGGUUCUGGAUCCUGCCACUGAAAAACUUCUUGGUCAAAAGAAGCCACCCAGGCAAUAUUUCACCGCGUUGCAUUCCUGUGUCUGCACCAUAAUAUCUGGUUCGGUGUCUACCUCCUCCCCUGAUCAGCUCAAGGAAUGGCUGGAGAUGGCCGAGCCCACAGUGGGGCUGCAGGAGAAGGCUGUCGGUUCCACCAAGCCCAAAAAUGGUUUAAAGGUCUCUGAAGGCCCCAAACUCUCCAAGGGCAAAGAGAUCUGGUUGGCCUUUAAGGAUGUAGAGGUGCUUGUCAAGAAGUUGCAGUCUGAACUGGAGAUAUUCCUGCUCUAUAAUAAAUGUCCUUUUCCUCACGUGAUGCGAGCUGGCGCCAUCUUCAUCCCUAUUCACGUGGUGAAGGAAGAACUCUUCCCCAAUCUUCCUGGUGUGUCGGUUGACCACGUCUUGCAGGACCACAAGGUGGAACUGCGUCCUACCACGUUGUCUGAAGAGAAGGCGUUGAGGGACUUGGACCUCAAGAGCUGUACUUCUCGGAUGUUGAAGCUGCUGGCUUUGAAACAGCUGCCGGACAUUUACCUGGACCUCUUGACCCUUCAUUGGCACGAGUGCGUCAAGCAGCAGCUUGAGGAUCCUGCGAAGUUGAUCCCAAACAGUGAUAUUGAGGCGUUAGGAACAGAUGCAACUACCGAAUCUCUUGACCAGGACUUCCGAGAGAAGAAUACCAAAGGCAAGACAUGUGGAUUGGCAGCCUCUUUGGGGACAACGUCCUUGCAUUAUGAGACUCUCCAACCAGAAGAUAAAGAGAUCCUGGCCAGAUGUUCCUCACCUUCCCUACAACGUGGUUGUGUGCUAACAGGGAUGAAGGUGCUUCCUAAGGAAGAUGCGGCCUUGGAGACUGAGGGACUCGCUCUUUGUCCUGGUGCUAGGAGGCCAUCCCAUAAACAGCCAAGGACUCUCAAGGUUAAAUUGACGGCGAAGGUUGCUAGCAGGACCACCAGGGCUUCCAAGAUCCUUCACCUCCGAAAAUCCAUGGUUCACAUCCAAUUCCAGAAUGCUCUUCAGGACAUUCAAGGACCUCAGAUACUUGGUCCUUCAGGGAAGGGGAAGAAAGUCCCAUCACCGCUGCUCCUAAAGCGUUUCAAGCGCCGGAGACACAGUCGUGCCAAGGUUUCUUCCUUGCCCUCUGAGUAUCCAGAACUUGUUGGGAAGAGGAUCAGGCACUUGUAUGAGGAGAAGGACAAGACAGAGGCCUGGUAUCAAGGCGUGGUGCUUCGCAUUCACAAACCCCACAAGAACCCUUUGAAGACAGUUUAUGAGGUGAAAUAUGACAGCGAGCCAGAGUGGCAAUAUUACCUCGAGAUUCUGCAGGAUUAUAAGAAAGGUUGGGUGGAGCUGGAAGAAUGAGUAAAUGGGUGUGUGUGUGUGUUUGUGUGUGUGUGUGU